Molecule: messenger RNA, 1199 nt
Organism: Sesamum indicum (sesame)
Lineage: Eukaryota; Viridiplantae; Streptophyta; Magnoliopsida; Lamiales; Pedaliaceae
Source: RefSeq, a predicted model, not a curated record
UCGCAGGGUGGAUCAUAUCCCUGAGUAGCAUUGGAAUUAGCCUUGUAUAGUGAUGGUGAAAGCAGUUCUUGUGCCCUUAGGUGGGCAUGCGUAGUAUUACCUUUUGUACCUGCAUAUUUGUAAAAAGGCAAGUUUUUAAUCAAAAAGGAGAAAAAAGUUAAAAGGUAAUGAGAGAAAAAUGUUAUGAUUUCCCCAUGUUAAAAAACAUUUCAAACUGAAGAAUGGGGAAAAAGAAGGGGAAAAAAGAAGCAAAAAGCUAAAAGAAAAAAGAGAAAAAAAAAAGAGAAAGAAUGCAAAUGAGAUAUGCAGUAAAUUCCUCAAGUUCAUGCUAUUAUGUGAAGGCUAGUUUUGUCCUCAACAUGAAAUAUCUCGUAGAGGUCAAAUGUAGUCAUGAUCUGAAAAUCCCUCAAGAGCCCUACUAUUCUGCAAGAGGAAUUGAAGAGUGGAGGCUGGUAAAUGACAUGCCAAUAUCAGUGGCGAGUUUGGUUGCUGAUCGCUGGUGGAUGUGGCGCAUCAGAUUUGAUUGGUAUAGAGCCUGAUGUGGUGGAUUAUGCAUGCACUCCGGAGGAAGUUCAGCAGCAUUUUCAAGCAUGUGGAACAGUAAAUCGUGUGACUAUUUUGACUGAUAAAUUCGGGCAGCCCAAAGGUUUUGCAUAUGUUGAGUUUCUUGAACAAGAAGCUGUUCAAGAGGCCCUGCAACUGAAUGAAUCUGAGCUACAUGGACGUCAAUUGAAGGUUAUGGUGAAAAGGACCAAUGUUCCUGGAAUGAAACAAUACCGUCCAAGACGAUUCAAUCCUUACCUUGCAUAUGGAUACAGGAGGCCUUAUGUUCCCCCCUAUUUCUAUUCUCCCUAUGGUUAUGGCAAGGUCCCAAGGUUCAGGCGUCCAAAUCGCUACAUGCCUUAUUACUGAAAUACCUGCUGCAAUUCAGCUUGUCCAGAUGCAGCAUUCUAAAGUCAAGAUCCAUUUUAUCGCACUUUAAUAGAUGUAUGAGACUUGUCCGCAUGAUCUAUACACUUUAUGACUAUACUUCGUCAUGAGCAGUUUAAUUGCGGGAUAUACUUGUUCUUGGCAUUGUAAGGAUCUUGCCAUUCCAUGCCUUUUAUGUACCAUUAUCUUAUCAGUAGACAAGCGUUCCUGUUAGAAUAUAGCACGGAUGAGCAUUUUCUUUCUUUUAUCUAUAGUCCUUUGCUAUUUAA